UAUAAGAGCAGCUCACUGAGUCCUGCAGCCCGUCACUCUUCACUGCUCCUCUGUCAGGUACAACUGGACGGCUUGUCUCUCUAGGCGGGGCUUAAAGUUUGGGGACUUUGUUCGAAAAAGUCCAUCCAGUUUUCUGACUGUUGAGGCAGCAGCCACCGUCUAUCUCUCUCUGUCUCUCUCUGGGACCUGAACUUCCAGGACUAACGGGGACAUCUGUCCCGCCGUGCAGCCAGCAGCAUGAUGUGCCUGUUCAAGUCUCUGUGUGCGGUCAUUACCAGAGCCCUGUUCCUCCUCAUCUCUCUCAUCAGCGUCUGGAGGGUCACAAAGGUGAAGAAAGAUUACAACUACUGGUUCCUCACUUUCCUCUUUCUGCCGCUGCUCGUUGAGAUGAUAAUAACGCUGAAGAGUCGGAUGGGAAAAGAUUACAAAUGGUUUUCUCCUCCUAUCUUUCUGUUUCUCAUCAGUAUUAUUCCCUCCAUCUGGAUCCUGGAGCUCCACUACCAGCAGGAAAAAGCCAACCGCCCCAAGUGCAAAACUCUGGACUCGUGGGAGAAUGUGCGUAAGGUGAUCACUCUGAACGAGACCCUGGGAAACCUCACAUACCAGAGCUAUCUGAAGGCGUUAUCAACUGUCUGCUCCAACGACUGGAUCCUGGCUCUCCAUCAGAUCCUGCUCAUCCUCCUCAUCGUGGGGAAGUGGCUCCUCCCGCUGGGAGGCGGAGUCACGCGGGACGAGCUCUCGCAGCUUCUCCUGAUUUUUGUCGGCACCGCAGCAGACAUCCUUGAAUUUACUAGUGAGACGCUGUCAGAUGUCAAAGAGAACAGCCCUCAGCUGGUCUACAUCAUCUUAGCUGUAUGGACGUGGAGCAUGCUGCAGUUCCCUCUACAUCUGUCCGUGGUGAACUCCAAGCCAGACAGUGAGGGUGAGCAGAGGGUCCAGGAGGCGUCCGUCUUAACUAAACACAGCACAGACAUAUGGAGCGUCGUGGAGGCCUUGUUCAUCCAUGACGGGCCUUUCCUGGUGGUCAGGCUCACCGUCAUGACCUACUUCGACGUCUUCCACCAGAUGCUGGUGUUCUUCGCCAUCAAGAACUUCCUGGUGGUCAUACUGAACUUGUACAGGUUGGUUGUUAUAUGCCAGGACUACCGCAGUAGAGACAACCGGGGCAGCGCUAUCCCAUGUGUCUGAGGAGUCAUCUCACAGGGGGGGAAUCAGGGAGACGGAGAGAUGUUACAUCCAAAGUUUUACAGUUACAGUGGAGCAGGAAAAGAAGCUUGCUUUCUGUUUUCUUCUCCAAUGUACUUAAAGUCGAGAUGAAAUGAAAAAAUGCCUUUUUAACCCUUUUAGAUCA
Sebastes umbrosus (honeycomb rockfish) is the source of this 1351-nucleotide messenger RNA. RefSeq names its product transmembrane protein 26-like. The record is from RefSeq and is a predicted model, not a curated record. NCBI's taxonomy places the organism in Eukaryota, Metazoa, Chordata, Actinopteri, Perciformes, Sebastidae. The transcript has 6 exons. The coding region runs from base 238 to 1188 and encodes 316 amino acids.